Messenger RNA from Suncus etruscus (white-toothed pygmy shrew), 1987 nucleotides. It is a transcript of the gene PCBP3, whose product is annotated as poly(rC) binding protein 3. Gene Ontology annotation, biological process: regulation of gene expression; regulation of RNA metabolic process. Gene Ontology annotation, molecular function: mRNA binding. Gene Ontology annotation, cellular component: nucleus; cytoplasm. NCBI's taxonomy places the organism in Eukaryota, Metazoa, Chordata, Mammalia, Eulipotyphla, Soricidae. Bases 101 to 1489 code for a protein of 462 amino acids. The transcript is spliced from 16 exons. The record is from RefSeq and is a predicted model, not a curated record.
GUCGGCUCCCCUUCGAGAGCCAGGCCUGCACGUCGCCCAUCCUGCUUCCGGUGCUCUCGGAGCACUGCUCAUGGAGCUGCUGUGACUCCGAGCUCUGCUUAUGGGGGAAGCAUUUUCAUCUCUAAAGGAGGAGAUUGGCCAUCUGUCUAACUACAUCCAGCCCACUCUGACCUCCCAGAGCUGCUCUGUUCCGAGGUUAGGCCAGACGAGUCCAGAGCCAGGGGGUGCAGGGGUCCCAGGCCCUUUCACGCACCUCCUGCUGCCUCACCCUGUGGCUCCCCUGCUCCAUUCGCAUCCGCAGUUGCUGCCCGCAGGUGACCCCCUGUGGGCCCCAUCUGUCCUUCCUCACGCCCCGCUCAGCGCCUGGAGCUCGCACCCUCAGCCACAUCUCGGGAGGAAGAUGGAGUCCAAGGUGUCAGAGGGCGGCCUGAACGUCACCUUGACCAUCCGCCUGCUGAUGCACGGCAAGGAGGUGGGCAGCAUCAUCGGGAAGAAAGGAGAGACCGUGAAGAAGAUGCGAGAGGAGAGUGGUGCAAGGAUCAACAUCUCGGAAGGAAACUGCCCUGAGCGGAUCGUGACGAUCACGGGUCCCACAGAUGCCAUCUUCAAGGCCUUCGCCAUGAUCGCCUACAAGUUUGAAGAGGACAUUAUCAACUCCAUGAGCAACAGCCCAGCCACCAGCAAACCCCCAGUGACGUUGAGGCUGGUGGUCCCGGCCAGCCAGUGUGGAUCCCUGAUCGGCAAAGGCGGCUCCAAAAUCAAGGAGAUCAGGGAGUCAACAGGCGCUCAGGUCCAGGUGGCCGGGGACAUGCUGCCCAACUCCACGGAGCGGGCGGUGACGAUCUCGGGGACCCCUGAUGCCAUCAUCCAGUGUGUGAAGCAGAUCUGUGUGGUCAUGCUGGAGUCCCCACCGAAAGGUGCCACCAUUCCCUACCGCCCAAAGCCCGCCUCCACCCCUGUCAUUUUUGCAGGUGGUCAGGUAAGAGCCGACCCGCUCGCGGCCUCCACUGCCAACCUCAGCCUUUUACUGCAGCCCCCGCCGCUGCCCGCCUACACGAUCCAGGGACAGUACGCCAUCCCCCACCCAGAUCAGUUGACCAAGCUCCACCAGCUGGCCAUGCAGCAAACCCCCUUUCCUCCCCUCGGACAGACCAACCCCGCUUUCCCCGGAGAAAAGCUGUCUUUGCACUCCUCCGAAGAAGCUCAAAAUCUGAUGGGCCAGUCGUCAGGUCUGGAUGCCAGCCCCCCAGCCAGCACCCACGAGCUCACCAUCCCCAAUGACCUGAUAGGCUGCAUCAUCGGCCGCCAGGGGACCAAGAUCAACGAGAUCCGGCAGAUGUCCGGGGCACAGAUAAAGAUCGCCAACGCCACUGAGGGCUCGUCUGAGCGGCAGAUCACCAUCACAGGGAGCCCGGCUAACAUCAGCCUGGCCCAGUACCUCAUUAACGCCAGGCUGACUUCUGAGGUCACUGGGAUGGGCGCCCUCUAACCGGCCUGGUGCCCCAGCCCCACCGACAGAGCCCUCGUCGCCAGUAGAAACGCAGGCUCCCUGCGCCAGGGCACAUCUGCCACAGGGGCAGCAGCAAGGCCCGCCGUCCACUCGUCCAUCUGUUUGUCCGCUCCAGGCUCCCUUCCGCUCCUCCCGUCAUGCUCUCAUCUCUGCAUCGGCAUGUCCUUGCGUCUGCGCUUUGGGGCCUCCCGUGUGGCGUGUAGACUUGUCCCGGGCUCAGUGCCUGUUCCAGGAGGGGGGGCGCUCCACAGCACCGCCAGCGUCCAGAGUGGGGCCGUCACGUACCACCUCUGCCCCUCCUGCCGACUUGGUUUCCCCAGCGGGUGCACCUGCCUCUCACAGGGCCCCUGACCUAGGGACGGGGAGGGUGCUGAGGUCCCAGCUCACAGGACGUGGGUGCAGGGAGGGCGGGGCGAGAGCCCAGGUGGACUGCCCUGCCCCGUAUACAGCUCAAUAAAUGUUGUGCGUUGCCCCCGC